GGAUGGUGUAAGGUUAUGAAUAUGAAUCACAUAAUACCAAUAAGUUAUUUAAAUAUACAAAUAGAGUUGUUUCAGUUGUUGAUGUUUGAUAUUUUCAUGUUGUGAUAUAUUGACUAAAUCGGGAGAAAAAACGACUAUGCACAGUAUCAAAAACUUCGUGAAAUUCAGAGAAUUUAGUUCAAUAUACAUUAGUUUUUCUACAAAGUCUCUGUCCAAACCUACAGAUAUCACAUUAUUGGACAAAACUUAUGCUAUUGAUUCAUAUAGCAACCUGACAGACAAAAUUUGCAGUUAUAUCGGAAAAAAUAUCUACUUACAACAGUAUCAUCCCCUGAAUCUGGUUCGUCAAAGGAUUAUCAAAUAUUUUUAUAAAUCGUUUGUCAAUCGACGAAAAAAUCCUGUAUUUUCAGUACAUGAAAAUUUGCCACCAGUUGUAAGUAUUGCUCAGAACUUUGAUAACUUGCUCAUACCGGAAGAUCACCCAUCUAGAUCGAAAAGUGACUGUUACUAUGUCAACAAAAACUAUUUGCUCAGGGCCCAUAUGACUGCUCAUCAAAGCGAGCUGAUAAAAGCUGGCUUGAACAAUUUUUUAAUGGUCGGCGACGUAUACCGAAGAGAUGAAAUUGACAAGACUCACUAUCCCAUAUUUCAUCAAGUGGAUGUUGUAAGACUGAGAACAAGAGAUCAGAUCUUCCUUAAAGAUGAAAAUUUGCAAAUAUUUGAAGAGGGAAGUAACACUGCAUUUAAUGAAAAUCAGGACAAACAAGCUUGCCACAGUCUAGAAGCUGUAAAACUGAUGGAACAUGAGUUAAAAGGCACGUUGGUAGGACUUGCACGUCAUUUGUUUGGGGAACACGUUAAGUACAGGUGGAUAAAUGCUGUCUUUCCAUUUACUCUUCCAUCAUGGGAAUUGGAAAUUUAUCAUAAUGAUGACUGGAUGGAAAUGCUAGGUUGCGGGAUAAUGAGGCAACCAAUUUUAACCAAUGCUGGAGUCAAUGAUAGAAUAGGUUGGGCAUUAGGUUUAGGACUGGAGCGACUAGCUAUGUGUUUAUAUAAUAUUCCCGAUAUCAGGUUAUUUUGGUCUAAAGACAGUGGAUUUUUAAACCAAUUCAAAACUGAAAAUAUCGAUGAUAGCAUUACCUACACCCCUAUCAGUAAUUUUCCUCAAUGUGUUAAUGACAUGAGUUUUUGGCUUCCUGAAGGAGGAAAUUUUUGUAGCAAUGAUUUUUAUGAUCUUGCAAGGACCAUUGGUGGUGAUUUAAUAGAGCAGAUUGAAUUGGUGGAUACUUUUACUAACCCAAAAACAGGUAGAAUUAGCCAUUGUUACCGACUUACCUACAGGCAUAUGGAGAAGACUCUUACACAAGCUGAGGUGAAUGUCAUUCAUAAAAAUAUUGAAAAUGGAAUUAAAGAACUUGGAUGUAUUGUUAGAUAAUAUAUCUCGAAUCAUUUACAUUUGUAAAUAAAAGUGAAUUCAAUUGAU
Messenger RNA from Leptinotarsa decemlineata (Colorado potato beetle), 1483 nucleotides. It is a transcript of the gene PheRS-m, whose product is annotated as Phenylalanyl-tRNA synthetase, mitochondrial. The record is from RefSeq and is a predicted model, not a curated record. Gene Ontology annotation, biological process: phenylalanyl-tRNA aminoacylation. Gene Ontology annotation, cellular component: mitochondrion; cytoplasm. Gene Ontology annotation, molecular function: phenylalanine-tRNA ligase activity; ATP binding; tRNA binding. NCBI's taxonomy places the organism in Eukaryota, Metazoa, Arthropoda, Insecta, Coleoptera, Chrysomelidae.